Messenger RNA from Nothobranchius furzeri (turquoise killifish), 4453 nucleotides. RefSeq names its product cadherin 19, type 2 (gene cdh19). Gene Ontology annotation, biological process: cell morphogenesis; homophilic cell-cell adhesion; cell-cell junction assembly. Lineage: Eukaryota; Metazoa; Chordata; Actinopteri; Cyprinodontiformes; Nothobranchiidae. Gene Ontology annotation, molecular function: calcium ion binding; cadherin binding. Gene Ontology annotation, cellular component: plasma membrane; catenin complex; adherens junction. The record is from RefSeq and is a predicted model, not a curated record.
GUUCUUCCCCAGAAAGUUUCGCUGGACGACAAAAAAGAAGGAAAAGGGGAGGUGGUGGGUGGAGGGGAUUACACAUCACAUUGUGGGUUUGCUUCUGCUUUGUGGUUGGAUGAAUUGCUGUUCAGUACCAGGAUAUUUAGUUUGCUAGUGUUUCUUCACACUGCAAGGAUCACAGCUGCAGGAAGAUCACGGCAAGUGGCUUCUGGGACUGACGAAACAGAGCUAUGAACAUGCAUACUAAUGGCAUGAGAAGGGAUGUGUCACUGCCAGGAUCGGGAUUACUGUGGUGGUAAAUGAAGAAAAAGUAACACUGGAUUGGUGACAUCAACGUCUACUGUCCACUAGCCAUGGGGAGUGCACUGGAAAUGCAUGGAUGGACUGGAAAAAUGAGCUACCUGAGUGUUUUGGCUGUGAUGAUGGUCUUUUCUAGGGUUUCUGGUGGGCUGUUGAGUCAUACGAGCCACCCACACAGUCUGAACAGCCAACAGUCGGGCCAGAGGUCCCUUUUGCACCAUCGCCUGAGGAGGGGUUGGAUCUGGAAAGAGCUGUUUGUCCCAGAGGAAGAUCCCACUCCUCGUGUGAUUGGCCAGCUAAAAUCGGAUUAUGACCGAGGAGAGUUUACCAUCAAGUACAUAUUAUCAGGAGAAGGUGCUGGAGAUGUGUUUGAGAUAGAUGAGUAUUCUGGCGAGAUCCGGACGCUGAAGAAGCUGGAUCGGGAGGAAAAGGCCUCCUACAUCCUUCAAGCCCAGGCUAUAAACAGGAACACCAACGAGCCCGAGGAGCCUCAGUCGGAGUUUAUCAUCAAGGUGCAGGACAUCAACGACAACAGCCCUCAGUUCCAGAACGAACCGUAUGUGUCCAGCAUCCCCGAGAUGAGUCCAGUCGGGACCACAGUGGCCCAGGUGACAGCCACAGAUGUGGAUGAUCCCAUGUUCGGAAACAACGCCAAGCUCAUCUACUCCAUCCUGCAGGGGGAGCCCUACUUUUCCGUAGAGCCAAAGACAGGGAUUGUUCUAACGUCGUGGCCUAAUAUGGACCGUGAAGUCCAGGACGAGUACCUGGUGGUGGUUCAGGUGAAGGAUAUGCUGGGCCUGAGCGGCGGUUACUCCACCUCCACCACGGUUACCGUCAGCUUGACUGAUGUCAACGACAACGGACCCACAUUCCAGCAGCAUCUAUACACAUUUGCCAUUCCUGAAAAUGCAGCAGUGGGCACCACGGUGGGCAGAAUUAUGGCGGGGGAUGGAGACGUUGGCAUCAACGCCAGAAUGACUUAUAGUCUGGAGGAGGACCUGGAAGGAAGCUCCACGUUUAUUAUCCAAACAGACCCGGUGACGCAGGCAGGAGUGGUUCUGCUGGCCAAGCCUUUGAACUACGAAUCCAAGAAACGUUAUGUCAUGGCGGCAGAGGCAGUUAACGAUCACAUUGACACCCGCUUUCUGCCACUGGAAGAGUUCAGGGACAGGACGACUCUGAAGAUCCUCGUGGGGGACGUGGAUGAGCCGCCCGUCUUCCUCUCCUCAGUCUACGAGUGGAAUGUUCCUGAAAACGCAGCGGUGGGAACGGUGUUUGGCAGCAUUAGUGCCAGAGACACUGACUCAUUCAGCAGUCCUAUCAGAUACUCGAUUGACAAAAGGACUGAUGCCACAAAAGCUUUCAAAAUAGACCCAAACAAUGGAACCAUCGCUGUUGCUAAAGCUUUGGACCGAGAGACAACAGAGUGGUACAACAUGACGGUCGAAGCCAAGGAAACAACGCAGAACCAUUUAUCCUCCUCUGUGGUGGUGUUCAUCAAAGUGCUGGACAUAAACGACAACGUGCCAAGGCUUGCGAGGGAUUACCAGCCAUAUAUCUGUGAGGGCACACAGGCGGGAGAUCUUAUUCAGCUUCUCAGUGCAGUCGAUCCAGACGAGCCCACGGAGGGACACCACUUCUAUUUCUCCAUGGUGCCGGAGGAACGCAUCAAUCCAAACUUCACUGUCCGAGAUAAUCAAGAUAACACAGCUGGCAUCGUGGCACGUAGGAGUACUUUCACACGCAAAGAUCAGACCCAGUACCUGCUACCUGUGGUUGUGGCAGACAGUGGUCCUCCAGGCCUUUCCAGCACUUCCACUUUGACCAUUAGGGUCUGCAGCUGUCAUCCUACUGGCCACUGUCCCACAGGAGGGGUGGAGGCCCUGGCUCUGAAUAUGAGCGUCAGCAUGCAGACCUUAUUAGGGAUUCUAGUCUGCCUGGCCUCGGUUACAGUGCUGUCAGUUCUAAUGCUGAUGGUGAGGAGACAGCGGCGUAAACAGCAGGAGGAGACGGGUGUGGAGGUGAAGGAGCUGGAGCUGCCGGACGCCGUGUCACAGAAGGUGCUUUACUAUGGAGAGAAAGGAGCUGGGCGAGCUGACCUGGACUUCUGCCAGCCCGUCGUCCCCGUGCGGCCCCGUCCAAAGAAGAGGGAGAGGAGGCUACGGCGGGAGGAAGUCAGGGCCAGCAUACGAAUGUCACUCAGAGAGUCGCACCUCAUUGGCCCAGAGGACGAGGUCUUCAGGCAGUUUAUUCUGGACAGGCUGGCAGAAGCUGAUCAGGAUCCUUACGUUCCACCGUUCGACUGCCUUCGGACUUACGCAUACGAAGGGUCAGGGUCUCCUGCAGGGUCUCUGAGCUCACUGGACUCUUCAUGUUUGGAACUUGAACCUGUGCAACCUGUUAGUAAUCCCAGACCCUGCUUAAUGAGACUCACACCUUGGUACGGUGGAGUUGUGGAGGACAUGAUCUUCUAAAAACAUUUCAUACCGCUCCUCGUUUGGCUUAUCUUAGAAAGGGACAAAGACUGGGAUAUUUAAUGUCCAGUAACCACUGAGAAAAAACAUUCUGUGAAAAAACAAUCUUUUUUAAUUAAAGCCGUCACUCCAUUUUACUGCAUUUCUGAACACUUUGUUUAACCCAAUGAUAAAGAAUCUCCACCCACUUCCUGUCCUGGCCAGCAGUUCCACCAUGUUGUGUUUGUUAAAGUCAGAGGCCCAAUCCCAAUACUCGUCCUUCCACCCUUGUGUCCUUCAAUUGCGCGAUACCGACCAGGGGUGCGAGUGUUCCGAUUCCCAAGUACGGAAGUUGAUCACGCCCCUUUUGCGCCCUUGAUCCACACUUCAUCAAAGUCUGCACGUUGCUGAAGACAAAAACGGGCAUACUUGCUCACCCAGCGUUGACUCCAGUUGGGUUUUGAGAGUGAGGAACCCACCCAAUAUGGCGGCGACGCUGUCACGCGCUCCAGCGCCCAAUGGGAUGUCUAUGUAUAGGGAGCCUAAGUAAUUUCCGCAUCAUGGGUCCCCGGAAGAACGAACAAAUUAAUGCAAGUCAACGGGGCUAAAAACGCUAUUUUCGAAUCCGCUUUGCCGUACACCCUGGAUCACACAUGUUGUACUGCAAUUUAAAUGAAAAGUAAUGAUGGGUGUUCCAACCACGCCAGCCACGCACUUUGAGAUUUAUCAGCUUGUAAAAGUUCGUAAUUAGCAUGACUACAAACUAGAAAUCGGCACGUUGCACGUCACCACACAAUCUCCUCUCCUCUAGCGUAGCUGCUACUUACCAAAUGAUCAGAUUUAUGGUGGUUCUUUCCUCCUGUGGGAAGUUUGCUGAACUUACAGCCCUUUUCCCUCAGUUUUCUCCUCGUCUGGUUCGAUGAUGUCACUUUCGUAAAGCAUAUUUGUAGUCCUGGACUUAAUUUCACACCAAACCUAAAAUAUCGUUCCCCGCCCGUUCGAAAAUAAGCACGUUCUUGGUAUCAAAAUGUGUCUUUAAAAUUCAUGGACAUCAUGUGAAAUCCAUGGCACAAAACAAGCAGAAUUAGAAAAUAGCGUUUUUAGCCCCGUUGACUUGCAUUCAUUUUUUCGUUCUUCCGGGGACCCAUGGUGCGGAAGUGACUUAGGCUCCCUUUCAGAAAUGAAAGCCCGACCUACUCCCCCACAAAGAAUCCUGCUGUAUUUUAUGUAUCACAUUUAAUAUAAUAAUUUAUAAUAUUAAAGAAAGACUACUGUCUUGAUACAUUUUUAGGUGGUAUAGUUUUCUAAUGUGGACAUUAGCGGCAGUUCUAGCUCCUUAGCUGUAGGUCUCUCAGCUUAACAUGCAUCAUUCUCACUGGGCAUUUGCUGGUAAUGUAAACGUUUAUAACGGAGCUUUUGUAACCCUAACCAUGACAUUUUUAAGAUGGCUCCGCUAUAGCGAUUAGUUAGCUAACCCUCCUAAUCACAAUUACUCUUUGUUGUUCAAACAAGUAAAUAUAAUAUUUGGGCAUCACUUCUAAAUUAUCUAAACUGUUGCUUUAAUUCUUAUAUUGAUUGUUUAGGUGAAUAUUUUCUAAUUGGCAGGGACCUCUUAAAGACCAAAGGUGACAGAUCAUUUGCUGCUGUGGCCCCCAGACUCUGGAGCUCUCUACCCCGAGCCUGAGAUCAGUGGACUCAGUGGUCUC